Molecule: messenger RNA, 4076 nt
Organism: Gasterosteus aculeatus aculeatus (three-spined stickleback)
Lineage: Eukaryota; Metazoa; Chordata; Actinopteri; Perciformes; Gasterosteidae
Gene: grhl2b
Product: grainyhead-like transcription factor 2b
Biological process (GO): regulation of transcription by RNA polymerase II; neural tube development; brain development
Cellular component (GO): nucleus
Molecular function (GO): DNA-binding transcription activator activity, RNA polymerase II-specific; RNA polymerase II cis-regulatory region sequence-specific DNA binding
Source: RefSeq, a predicted model, not a curated record
UCCAAUUCUUUCUACUGCGAAAGAAUUCCAGCUAAAAUUGACCCGUUGACAUUAAACCAAACCAGGGCAAAUUGUAUAAUGCAUGGCACGAUGUGUCGAUUUGUCACAAGUAUGAGUAAGUCUUAAUUUAUGCGAGACAAUCGGAACCUUGAGGACAAAAGCGCCUUUACCUGCCAGGUGGAGCGGAGGAGAGACAGUGAGGGGGGGGGAGAGAAAGAUAGAAAGAGAGAGAGAGAGGGGGGGGAGAGAAAAGAAGCGGGCGAGAAAAGUCGACUUACCUGUAGCCCAACUUCUGGCAACCCACUCAUUCUAUUACCUGCUCCGACUUGAAAGUCCAGUUUCACAAGGAAGGAUCGUAGAGGAAGCGAAAUAUGUCACAGGAGACAGACAACAAGCGUCUGGUGGUGGUGGUCCCCAACGAGAGCUCCUACCCUGCCGUGCGACGGGCCUACACCAGCGAGGACGAGGCAUGGAGGUCGUACCUGGAGAACCCGCUGACCGCCGCCACCAAGGCCAUGAUGAGCAUCAACGGGGACGAGGACAGCGCCAACGCGCUGGGCCUGCUCUACGACUACUACAAGGUGCCUAAAGAAAAGAGGUUACUGCCGGUUCCCAAAGUUCUUGAAAUUACAGAGGAACAGCAGAAGAGGUCCGCGUUGCCGGGCAACCCCGACAGCCAGAGCGAGGCGGAGACGGUGGACAACCGCGUCCAGGUCCUCAAGUCCGUCCCGGUCAACCUGUCGCUGAACACGGAGCCCCAGGAACACAAGCGGGAGCACUUCAGCAGCCUGACGGAGGCGGCGCCCGGGAACGGAGGGUCGGCGGCGGCGGUGAAGGCCGAGGCGUACGCGCCCGUCUUCAUGACGGGAGCGGGUCUCCACUACAGGGGGGAGGGAGAGGAGUCGUCGAGGGUGAUCUACGAGCAGGCGGCGUACGAGGUGACGACCGUCAGCCACAGCUCGUACGGGAAGGAGGACCAGCUGAGUCCGCCCGACAGCCCGUAUGCGGAGGAGAGAGACGGGCGUUCCCAACAGAAGUUUCACGCACCUUCCUCUCUGGCUACAGAGGACUUCUUAUUGCACCAGGAGGGAGUUGACGGCUUCCAGUACACGCUGGACGCCACCCGCUCGCUGCGCCAGAAGCAGGGCGAGGGGCCGAUGACCUACCUGAACAAAGGCCAGUUCUACGGCGUGACGCUCAACGAGCUGAGCGCCAGCAAACGCCUCCGUCACCCCAUCAGCAAAGUUCGGAGCGUGGUCAUGGUGGUGUUCAGUGAAGACAAGAACCGGGACGAGCAGCUCAAGUACUGGAAGUAUUGGCACUCCAGGCAGCACACGGCCAAACAGAGAGUCCUGGACAUCGCUGAUUACAAGGAGAGCUUCAACACAAUCGGCAACAUCGAAGAAAUCGCCUACAACGCCAUCUCCUUCACCUGGGACGUGAAUGAAGAGGCCAAGAUCUUCAUCACAGUCAACUGUCUGAGUACAGACUUCUCCUCUCAGAAGGGGGUGAAGGGUCUUCCUCUGAUGAUCCAGAUCGACACGUACAGCUACAACAACCGCAGCAACAAGCCGCUGCACAGAGCAUACUCACAGAUCAAGGUCUUCUGUGACAAGGGGGCUGAGAGGAAAAUAAGGGACGAGGAGAGAAAACUGUUUCGCAAGAAGUCCAAAGGUAAAGAUGGAGGUGUGGGCGUAAUAACCGUCCCCAAGAAGGCCGACACCACCUAUUUCAAGACCAUGAGUGACCUGGAGGCUCAGCCCGUACUCUUCAUCCCCGACGUGCACUUUGGAAACCUGCAGCGGGCCGGACAGGUGUUUACCUUCAACACAGAGGAGAUCGAGAGAGAAGGGAGUGUGCUGGUGAAGAGGAUGUUCAGACGGUCGGAUGAAGAUGUGUGUCCGUCACCUCACAAACAGAUCAAAGAGGAGACGCACAAGAGAGUGCUGUUGUACGUUAGAAAGGAGACGGACGAGGUGUUCGACGCGCUGAUGCUGAAGUCUCCCACGCUCCGAGGCCUAAUGGAUGCUAUAUCCGAGAAGUACGGCGUGGCCACAGAGAGGAUCGCCAACGUGUACAAGAAAAGUAAAAAGGGGAUCCUGGUGAACAUGGACGAUAACAUCAUCGAGCAUUACUCCAACGAAGACACCUUCAUCCUCAGCAUCGACAGCUACGCAGACGCCUACAAGGUCACUCUGAUGGAGAUCUGACCGACUCUUUAAGGACUGCAAGUUGAGACACUGGGACUCGCCGGGUUGUUGGCGGAAAUUUACGUGGCUGCUAUUGAUUCGCCCAUGAACUGAUUGGCGACAUUGGAGAGAGUCCAUCGGUGGCGUACGUCAGACGCUCCGGCACAGGUCAAUGUGUGGACGCCCACUGGCUCCUCUGUGACACUGUUCGGGCCCCUGUGGCAAGAUUACCGAGUCAGGGAAGAGGCAGGUUGUCUACGGAAGGAUGUUUAUUUCUCUUUUCCCCACAUAUAUGUUUUCCAUACAAAAAACAAAACAAAAACUGUCACUAUGUGGCCAGGCUUACGCCUCUAAAGUCCCGGCCUACUUUACUGAUCCGCCGGGCUUGGUCAUCGGUCAGCACCCCUCGCUCACACUGAGGCCAUGGGACCUAAUACAGCCUUAACCUAGCUGUAGCUCCACCCCCCAGACCAUCCCAUUGCUAACCAAACAAUUAACCCUAUAAUCCCCCCAAAAUACCCCAAAAUGUACCCAACCAGCAACCGACAAAUAUACAAAACAUACCACAUGCUUUCCUCCCUUAACAAAAUCACAUUUGUACAGAGAAACCCCAUUUUACUGAUACACCCGCGCAAUAAUGGUUCCUUCCACCAUUCCCCCUUCAAACCCCCCUAUUUCUACCCUGUGGAACAUCCCUUCGGCUUCCCCCGCGAAAAGUUUGCUCAUACAGGUGGCGGCGCUGCGCGUGAGCACGCCACGGCUCAGUCCCUGACGGGCCCUUUAAGGACUUUAUGGCUUUAAUGGCUCUACCCAAUGAGUAUAAAAGGGGUUUCAAGUGAUGAGACUGAUUUUAGAUAAAGGACAUUCUACCCUUUUUGGAUAAAAAGUAGAUUGAGAAAGUAUUUGUCACAGAAUUACACUUACCAGAUCUUUCGUCCUGACCAAUCUAACUAACACUGACACUAACACUGACAAUUUAUCUCUUUGGAUUCUAGCAUUAACGAUGCAGGUUGGACUGCAAUAAUGAAAAAAUAAAUUUUAAAUUUAAAAAUAAAUCUCUUAAGCGACACCAGGGAGAUGUCCAUGUUGCAAGCAGCGGCCCACGCGUCGGUUGUCGCGUCGUAGUAGUAAUGUAGUACUCCACGUUGUGGGGCGCUUCGAAAGCCGUUGAAGCCCCUGACAACAAAGCGGUGAUUGUCCAGCACCGCGAUGCCGAAGCUGCUGCGCGGAGUCGUCAUGGAUUUCACGUUGAGCCAGGUGUUGGUGUGAGGGCUGUAGGCCUCUGCCGUGGACAGACGGCUGGAGCAUCAAAGCCACCGACCUAUGGGAGACAAGGACAAACCAAGACAAACAAAGGGUGGAACGUAGAAAUUCUUACGAACUGGUUUUAUUUACUUCCCUGUAGUUGUAGUCAUCUCCUAUUCCUACGAUGUGAAAUAAUGGAGUACAGAUCGGUGCCACAUUUUUGCGGAAUUUUUUUAUAGUAUGAAAAAAUGUUUUUUUCUGUACAGUCUUGUGUUUUUUCCAAAUAACACUGAAUGUAGCAUGAAAUAGUUGGUCCUAGUUAACAUAGCGUCUUUGCAUGCCAGCCUUUAUUUUUGUUAGUUUUGCUAUAAUUUAUUAAUGACAAUGUUUUGCAUUUCUUGGGCAAAUUAUACCGAGAUUUCAAGUACUUUACAUUUCAGUGACUUUCAUAGUCACCCUCUAUGUAAGUUUUUUUAAUAGUUUGUGUAUAUUUUUCGGCUAUGUUCCAAUGACUAACAACAUGUCAACAAAUAGCCAACGUGUUUCUUCCUAGGACCAAACAGGAUGGUAAAAAAAUGAAUUAAAGGAAUAAACAUAGAUCUGUCCCUUUUGGUUAAAACGAGACAUGAGGUUGUACCUGAA